Molecule: messenger RNA, 990 nt
Organism: Plenodomus lingam JN3
Lineage: Eukaryota; Fungi; Ascomycota; Dothideomycetes; Pleosporales; Leptosphaeriaceae
Gene: LIA1
Product: deoxyhypusine hydroxylase
Biological process (GO): peptidyl-hypusine biosynthetic process
Molecular function (GO): deoxyhypusine monooxygenase activity
Source: RefSeq, a predicted model, not a curated record
AUGGCAGUCACAGAAGAAGACACUCAGGUCCCCGCGCUCCGGCAGAUUCUGGUCUCGGAGAAGGAGCCCCUCGCACGUCGUUUUCGCGCCUUGUUCUCUCUGAAGCAUCUCGCCUCGCUGCAGCCGCCAAACUCUCAAUCAGUCCCCGCUAUCGAGGCCAUCGCUGCUGCCUUUGGAUCACCCUCGGCAUUAUUGAAGCACGAACUCGCCUACUGUCUUGGACAAUCACGCCACGAUGCUGCUAUUGCUCCUCUGAGGGGCGUUUUGGAGGACAAAGAGGAGGAUUCAAUGUGCAGGCAUGAAGCCGCCGAGGCCCUGGCUGCCUUGGGAGAUAAAGGCAGUCUGAAUCUGUUGAAGGAGCUGAGAGACGAUGUAAAGGAGGUGGACGUUGUGAGAGAGACAUGCGACAUCGCCGUGGAUCGCAUCGAGUGGGAGCAUGGUCUACAAAAGGAUCAGGAGAAACUAAAGACGAGUGAUUUUACAUCAAUCGACCCCGCGCCGCCACUCCCGCAGAGUACUGAAAAGCCUUCGAUUGCAGAGUUGGAGAAGACACUCCUGGAUACCUCACUACCCUUGUUCCAACGAUAUCGGGCCAUGUUCGCACUGCGCGAUCUUUCCUCUCCUCCAGACCUACCCACUGCGGUCCCCGCUGUCCAUGCUCUCGCACGUGGUUUCAACGACCCGUCGGCACUCUUCCGCCAUGAGAUCGCCUUUGUCUUUGGACAACUGUCCCAUCCAGCAUCCAUUCCCAGCCUAACGGAGGCGCUUAGCAACACAAAUGAGGCAAGCAUGGUCCGACAUGAAGCCGCAGAGGCGCUUGGAAGCCUGGGAGACGAGGAGGGCGUCGAAGACACAUUGCGCAAAUUUUUGGAUGAUCCCGAGCAGGUAGUUCGAGAUAGUGUUGUCGUUGCGCUGGACAUGGCUGAAUUCGAGAAGAACGGGGAAGUGGAGUACGCCAUUGUGCCGCAAGCACCGGCUAUUUCAGCCUAG